AUGAAUGUCGACUUGCUCGCCUCAAUACCAAACCCACAUCCUGAACACCAGGAGAGACACAAAACGAAGACGUCUCACUGCUGCUCGGUGUGUGGCAGAGAGUGCUACAAGCUCUCGGUACUACAGAUCCACAUGAGAAUCCACACGGGAGAGAAGCCGUUCCCCUGCCCCGACUGUGGCAAGAAGUUCGCUCACCUGGGAGCCAUGAGACGACACCUCCUCACACACACGGGAGAGAAGCCCUACUCUUGCCCUGUGUGUGGGAAGAGUUUCACCCAAUCCGGACAUCUGAGGGAGCACCAGCAGUCUCACAGUGGAGAGAAGCCUCACCUGUGUCUGGUCUGUGGGAGAGGGUUCUCUAGAGCGUCAGACCUCAGGAUCCACCACAGAGUUCACACAGGGGAGAGGCCGUACAGCUGUGACUACUGUGGGAAGAGAUACGGCCGCUGUCAGAAGCUACGGGCUCACCAACGGACACACCACAGUGACAGGACGCACGCUGAUACUGGAGAGGAGACGGAGUGA
Molecule: messenger RNA, 525 nt
Organism: Oncorhynchus masou masou (cherry salmon)
Lineage: Eukaryota; Metazoa; Chordata; Actinopteri; Salmoniformes; Salmonidae
Product: gastrula zinc finger protein XlCGF9.1-like
Exons: 1
Coding region: 1-525 (174 amino acids)
Biological process (GO): regulation of transcription by RNA polymerase II
Cellular component (GO): nucleus
Molecular function (GO): DNA-binding transcription factor activity, RNA polymerase II-specific
Source: RefSeq, a predicted model, not a curated record